Messenger RNA from Archocentrus centrarchus (flier cichlid), 4251 nucleotides. RefSeq names its product methylcrotonyl-CoA carboxylase subunit (gene mccc1). Gene Ontology annotation, molecular function: metal ion binding; methylcrotonoyl-CoA carboxylase activity; ATP binding. Gene Ontology annotation, cellular component: mitochondrion. The transcript has 19 exons. Lineage: Eukaryota; Metazoa; Chordata; Actinopteri; Cichliformes; Cichlidae. The coding region runs from base 208 to 2358 and encodes 716 amino acids. The record is from RefSeq and is a predicted model, not a curated record.
AUCCUUCGGUCUUAUUGGCUGUCGCCUCUACGAGUCCUUGGAGAGGUCAAAAAUGAUAAAGAAAUUCACUGGCGCGUGGCUAUGCUUUUGAGGCAGAGAUAUACAGUUUAACAGUCCACAUUUCGCUUGUUGGUUUAUCCAGGUCAGCACCAAGUCCUUUUCCAGGAACUCACUCAGCCUGUCAGCUACCCUUUGCAGCAGGUAGCUAUGGCUGCAGUUAUUUUAAGUUUCCCAACUCUGCAGGGCCUGAGGAUAUUCACACAGAAACUGUCAUGGACCACAAGAGGCGUGAGGCUUGCUUCGGGAGGGACGAGGAGGAUAGAAAAGGUGCUGAUUGCUAAUCGAGGAGAGAUUGCCUGCCGUGUGAUGCGUACAGCCAAAAAGAUGGGCGUGCACUCUGUGGCGGUGUACAGUGAUGCAGACAGACACUCCAUGCACGUAGCCAUGGCAGAUGAAGCCUACCACAUUGGCCCUGCACCCUCCCAGCAGAGUUACCUCUCAAUGGAGAAAGUUUUGGAAGUGGCCAAGAAAUCUGGAUCACAUGCGGUCCAUCCUGGCUAUGGCUUUUUGUCAGAAAACACAGAGUUUGCUGAGGCAUGUAAACAGGAAGGAAUCAUCUUCAUUGGGCCUCCCUCCUCUGCCAUCAGAGACAUGGGCAUUAAAAGCACAUCCAAGCAUAUCAUGUCAGCUGCUGGCGUGCCAAUUAUAGGCGGCUACCAUGGCGAGGACCAAUCAAAUGAGAACCUGCAGGCAGAGGCUGCCCGGAUUGGAUACCCUGUGAUGAUCAAAGCAGUUCGUGGAGGAGGAGGAAAGGGCAUGCGUAUCGCACGCUCAGACUCUGACUUCUUGGAGCAGUUGGAGUCAGCGCGCCGAGAAGCUAGAAAAUCCUUCAAUGAUGAUGUCAUGCUGAUUGAGAAAUUUGUAGAGGACCCCAGGCACGUGGAGGUUCAGGUGUUUGGGGACAUGCAUGGCAAUGCUGUGUAUCUGUUUGAGAGGGACUGCAGUGUCCAAAGGAGACAUCAGAAGAUCAUAGAGGAAGCACCAGGGCCUGGAAUAAGCCCCGAGGUCCGGAGAAAACUUGGAGAAGCAGCAGUUAGAGCAGCCAAGGCUGUCAACUAUGUUGGUGCAGGUACAGUGGAGUUCAUUAUGGAUGCCGAGCACAACUUCUACUUCAUGGAGAUGAACACCAGGCUGCAGGUGGAGCAUCCUGUCUCUGAGAUGAUAACCGGAACUGACCUGGUGGAGUGGCAGCUCAGGGUGGCAGCAGGGGAGCGCCUGCCUCUCCUUCAGGAUGACAUAAUUUUAAGGGGGCACUCUUUUGAGGCUCGUAUCUAUGCUGAGGACCCAAAUAAUGACUUCCUUCCAGGGGCGGGACCUCUGCUGCAUCUCUCCACUCCCCCACCAGACCAACACACACGUAUAGAGACUGGAGUCAGAGAAGGCGAUGAGGUCUCAGCACAUUAUGACCCAAUGAUUGCCAAGCUGGUGGUGUGGGGAGAGGACCGAUCUGCUGCCUUAAAAAAACUGCGGUAUUCUUUACGACAGUACAAUAUAGUAGGACUAAACACCAACAUAGAUUUUUUGCUCAGUCUUUCGGGCCACCCGGAGUUUGAGGCUGGAAAUGUGAGCACCAGCUUCAUCCCUCAGCACUACGCUGACCUCUUCCCCACUCCCAAAGCACCUUCGGGGGCAACAAUCUGCCAAGCAGCCCUAGGACUGGUGCUGCAGGAGAGGAUCCACACACGGGGAUUCACCCAGAGCUCCACUGAUCCUUUCUCCCCAUUUGGCUCUAGCAGUGGCUGGAGAAACAACAUCCUGUUCAACAGAAAUGUGACACUACAGCUGGGAGACAAAAAAGUUGAUGUGGUCAUCUUGUAUAACCAGGAUGGAAGCUACAGUAUGCAGAUUGGUGAGGAGGCUUAUCGUGUCACAGGGGAGGUGGAGACGGAAGGCGGAGCUUCGUUCCUGCACUGCACUGUCAAUGGAGUCAAGUCCCGCCCCAAACUUGUGAUCCUGGACAACACAGUGCACCUGUUCUCCACUGAGGGAAGCUCUGAGGUGUCUGUUCCUGUGCCGAAGUAUCGGGCUGGUGUUAGCGGCUCUGGAGCUCAGGGUGGAGCCGUGGCCCCCAUGACUGGAACUAUAGAGAAGGUGCUGGUGAAGGCCGGAGAUAAGGUGACUGUGGGAGACCCGCUGAUGGUCAUGAUUGCCAUGAAGAUGGAGCACACGAUCCGGGCUCCCAAGUCAGGUGUGAUCAAAAAGGUUUUCUUCAGCGAGGGCUCUCAGGCCAACCGCCACGCUGCUCUGGUGGAACUGGUGGAGGAGGAGGAAGAAGUGGGAGAGGGGAGCAGCCAGUAAAACACAUCAAACCCACAGUCACACUGAGAGGUAGGAGAGGGCUAGCAUGCGUUAGGCUAGAGGGAAAGUGAGUCAGUCUGAGUGAGUUUUGGCCUCCUGCAUGUAAGAGAGUCAGGAUUUAAAUCAUCUGUUUGGAAAUGAGUUUAGGGUCAGUCUGAGACAGACGUGGCAGUCAUGUGUACUUGGAUGCUUUUACACAACAGCCAAAAGACACAACCAGCAACUGAACACUAGCACUUCUGUCACGUACAGCUACCCUUUUACUCAGCAGUUUUUGCCUUUAUGUCAGCAUUUCUCAAACUUUCGGGGGGUGCAGAGCCACCACAGUCGGGUGUGGAUGACGAUCGGGGGAAAAGUGCAGUGAGUUUGAUUUACGUAGUCGCUUCUCCCUUCUCUGUUUUGUGUUCAUUUCAGAACUGUAGUCUCUCCUUUCUGUGUUGGUUAAACAGUGAGGGAAUCCUAUCCUUUAAAUCAAGUACUGUCUGAAUUAUGUUGUUAUAGAAAGAACAGUUACUGAAGAAAGUAGCACAAAGUAAUCAAUUAUAAAUGAUUAUUAAACAAUAUCUGUUCAUUUACCUCAAAUGUCUUUGCUGGGAAUUUUUCCUGUUCUUGAAAUGUAAUUAAAAAGAAAACUAAUGCAUGAGGGUGGGGAGGUUUGAGGCACGGACUAGGGGUUGUUGACUAAAGUCACCACUGCAGAGCCGGGGGUAAGAUGCUGCAGCACAGAAGGGAAAAACUUGCAGGUGGACCGGCUGAGAGCCCCUCUGUAAUAUGGAGACAAAGGCAGCGGCAGGCAACUGUUAGUGAAGCUUUAACACGUUUGCCUCAGAGUACAGCUUGUGGGCCAGUAGCUUACCUGUUUUGCUUCUCCUGAUUGUGAUAAGAAAAGAAUGCCCUACUGCAGCGAUGAGUGAGACUGAGGGAGCGUUUCUCUUUCAUUUCUGCUCUUGUAUUCUGGCCUUCACAGCAGAUUAAACCCUCCCAACUUUGACGAGUUCAGCUCAUGUCAAGACAUAUUAAGAGCUUUCUCAAACUCCUCUGAGGAGACUCGUUCCAAGCAACAACUUAAAAAGGUGCUGCGUUUUUCCUGCACUGUCAUCAAGCACUGGCACUCAGUCACCAAAAAUGUGAAAAGCUGCUGCUCCUCAAGUUAGACUUCAUUGAUCAAAGGCUCUUUAGGUGAGUUUGGGCUUUUAAGGGAGGGGUGAAAGAGCAUCACUGUGCAGGAAAGGAGUGCACUGGGUUUAUAACUCAAGACAAAGCAAGUGCAUUCGUGUUACAACAAAUGCAACCCCCCCCCCCCCCCCCCUUUUUAUUUUUUUAUUUUGAUGUUUUCAUGAUCAUUGGAAGCUAAAUUGUAAUUGAUAAUAAAAAUAAAAUUACAUUAAUUGCCCAGCCCCCCCACACACACACAAAAAAAAGGUCAAUCACACAACCUUGAUUGAUUGCCACAGAAUUAUAAUUACUUUGUCUGUCUGGCUUACAUAAAACCCAAGAGCUUUCUUAAAAUGUUUAGCUUUUUUUUUUUUUUUUUUUUAAUAAAUCUGCCCAUUCUAUUCUUCUAGACUGACUCCAAACUCUCCAUUAUUCACAAUUAAAAUACCUCUCCACAAUACAUCCUGUGAUAACAAGAAGCAGCCUCAUCUGCAGCGUUUCUGCGACCAGAUGUGGCUCUGAGUUCAAAAUAACCCUUAAAGGAUGAAAUGUCGGUCAGAGAGAUUUCAGUGGAGUGAUCUGCCGCACAGUAUGAAGUGGACUCUUUUCUGUGGAUCACUGUCUUCUUACCAACCAGUGUGCUUUGAGGCCUUGUAGACUAAAACUGUCAGUGUAAACACUUGUUUUAUUUCCUGGAUUGUUUGUAGGUGUAAAAUAAUAAACUAGUUAAAUACUGUA